UCUUCUUGCUUUUUUUUUCAUCAUUAUUCUCUCUUUAUACUUCAUAUUAUUUAUCUUUAAGCUAAACCCUAAGCGUUCUUAGAAUAAAGCAAUUCCAAUAUCCUGCCCAUAGCGUCCAUAAAUCUCUGUGAGAAUCAAAGAAAAUUCCCUCCGGAAAUGAUCAUUUUGACCCAGAUACAAAUUGGCGCGAAAAUUUGCUAACCCGAAUACCCCACGAAUUGAACCGAACCUCUAAAUGCAAAAGCCGAAGACGAAGGCUACGUUCACGGCAAAACAAUUGAAAGGUUUCUCCUGUGAAUUUCCAUCUCGAGGUGUGAACGAAAAAUAAAAAUAUGGAAAAUUCAACAAAAUUCGAGGGUCGACAGGCAAAAAUAGCGGCUCUGCGUGAAGCUAGACGGAAGAAAAUCCUUGAAAAUGGUGAAGAUCGCAUUGGAAAAAUCACCGGAAGACCACCACAGGAAAACAAGGCAGAAAGACUUCCUGUGGAUGAAAUAUACCCCGAUCCUGAGCUUGAGCCCAUCCCACAGUUCAUCCCGAGGGAAUUUUCGAGGGAAUUUUCCGGAAAUUACGGGGCGAAUGCACAAACCGAUGAUAUUCUCCAUUUGCUCAAUUCAAUGCGGAGUCAGGGGGAGAAUGGAAUGCCCCCGGGGAGGCCAUGGGCUGGCCCAGAGAAGCCCCCACCUCCGGGGUUGUUUUCACGCAUCCUCCGCACGAAGGUACACAUCGCCUUAAUUGCCAUUGGGGUGUACAUCCUCUUUGCCACGGGGAAUGAAAACAUCUUGGGCGGGAAUGUCUUUGUGAGCCUCCUCCUGUGGGAAAUGGCUGAAAUUCUCAUUCUCAAAACAUACCAAAGUCGCAGCACCUUUGCCCUGAUACUCUUCGUCAUUGGGCGCAUCCCGGAGCAAUACACAGCGUCUGCGGUGAAGAUCUUCGAAACAAUUCACAAAGUCCUUCAGGAUGUGGCUGUUUUUACAUUCUUCUUCGUCCUGUCCCACCUGGGGUGGCACAAAUUCAUCCUUGGCACGGAUCUCAAUGCCCUGGGGCAGGAAAACUUUGAGCGAAUAUGACCUUAAAGCCCAUUUCCUUUCUAAAUUAAGGAUGUUUUAAUGCGAAUAAACUGUCUGACUUACAAAAAAAAAUUAAAGAAAAAAAUCCUGAGCAGGAUGCACGACUUAUCCGGAUGCAAUAAGAAUAAAAAAAAACUGUACAGAGGCA
Lutzomyia longipalpis is the source of this 1215-nucleotide messenger RNA. RefSeq lists its product as uncharacterized. The coding region runs from base 333 to 1067 and encodes 244 amino acids. Lineage: Eukaryota; Metazoa; Arthropoda; Insecta; Diptera; Psychodidae. The record is from RefSeq and is a predicted model, not a curated record. The transcript is spliced from 2 exons.